AGUCUAGUCUGGAAAUAAAUGGUCGAUGACAUCCUUCACAAAGCUAGUGCGGUUGAAAUUUUGCAUCAACUUUUCUACAAAAUGGAGGUUUGCUAGCCGAGGUUCGCUGACUGAGGGAGUAGCCAUCCGACAGUUAAGAAUGGCGGGGAACAGUGGUGCUGAAAAGCUAAGAAUUCGAGCCAGAAACCACCAGUAUGAGGGUUUCGACAAAGAGAACGAGGGCGCAUGGCGCGGUCCGUUCACGUUCAUCGCCUCGGCCGAUACGCAGUACGGCAUGUUUGCGUGCUGGGAAGACCCCUCUGCGCAGGACUGGCAAGAGGAGGUGGAGCUGACGCAGAGGGGGGUGGAGAGGAUCAAUAAGAUGAAGCCACGCCCGAGAUUUGUGGUCAUCCUCGGGGAUAUGCUGGACGCCAUGCCAGGCCGCCCGAGCCGUGAAGGCCAGAAGAAUUCCUUCACGGAAGAAUUCAACAAGCUGGACCCCGAAAUCCCCCUUGUCUAUUUACCGGGAAACCACGACAUCGGGGACAGUCCGUCCAUGGAGGACAUCCAGCUGUACCACGAUACUUUCGGUGAUGAUUUCUACUCGUUCUGGGUCGGAGGGGUGCGGUUCAUCGUUCUCAACUCCCAGGUCUACGCCGAUCCGAGUAAAUGCCAGAAGGCAAGGGAGGAGCACGACGCAUGGUUGAACAAGCAGCUAGAAGAUGUCCAAGCUACAGAAUGUAAACACGUCGUAGUUUUCCAGCACAUACCGUGGUUCCUAAAAAGUCCCAAUGAGGAGAAUGAUUAUUUCAACACAGACAUCAGGCUGAGGUUGCCAAUGUUGGAGAAACUGCACAAAGCUGGGGUGCGCAUCAUUUUCUGCGGGCACUACCAUCGCAAUGCGGGGGGAUUCUACAAGGGCAUGGAGGAAGUGGUGACGUCAGCUUGGGGCAAGCCCCUAGGAGAGGACAAAUCUGGCCUGCGCGUUGUCACGGUUACCGAGGAUUCCAUAACCCAUCGUUUCUACAACGUCGACGACAUACCUCUUGAAUGAUAAUGGAGCAUGCCAGAGGACAAAUCUUGCCUGCGCGUUGUCAAGGUUACGGAGGAUUCCAUCACGCAUUGGUUCUACAACGUCGACGACAUACCUCUUGAAUGAUAAUGGAACAUGCCACACUCACUAAUGGCACAUGCCAGACGAACAACAGUGAAAUUGUUUAUCUGGGUUUCCCCAAAACACCUCAUUUAUGUAUUUCAUUAAAUAAUUUUCGUGCCAAAUGUGACUUCAGUGGUUUUUUCUCUAUCCUUUGAAUCGAGGCUUUUAUGUUGUAAAUAAAUACAAAGAUUUAAAGCAAUAAUUAUCUGUCAUAUAUUAUUGCAAUUUGCAAAGUCUGGUUCUUUGCACAGUUCUCUUUGAUGGCACCAUCCACUGCGGAUUUAGCCAGUUAUUUUGUUGGGUGGCAGGAUUGGUAGGAUAAAAUGAACAUUUUACUUUCAUUAUAAUUAGCUCAAGAUGCGCGCCAUCUUUAAACCAUGUAGGAUCAUUUGCAAUUGUCCCAAAAGUGACCUAGGGAAUUAUUUUCAAAAAGUUGGAUCUUAAAAUUAAAGAUCGUACCAGUACUAAGAACCUUGUGAAAUUAUUCCGUCUGGGUUGCUGACAUUUCAAAGAAAUCAACCGAUAUAGGUGACUUCCAACGAUCAGUCAAUUGACAGAUUUUUGGAAAUAAAAGAGUGCUACUGACAAAAUCGUGUUUCAUGAUCAAAAAGUGCAUGGUUUUCUCGAGAAAUCCCCGGAUUUGAACAUUCAUCUUUGGAUUUUGAGUGGUGUUUUUAUUUGAAAUGAACAAAAUGCAUACAAUUUGAGCCAAUGAUUUAUGUGCCUUUAAAAAUUUUUUGUCUGGUACUCUCUCUAUCACAGACAAUUUAUGGUGACUGACAGACUACUGACUUCCUCUUUUAAGUGAACACUCAUUUUAAAACUGCCAUUUAUACUUGCUUGCUUGUAUAGUUGCUUAGUGUAUAAUUCUCUAUAUAACCUGAAAGGUUGUAUUUUUUUUUUUAAUUUAAUUUUUAGUGAUUAUUUGGUAAUUUGAGCAGAAUUUGAAGCGAAUGAGAGAGGCUUUUAGCCGAAGUUUGUUUUUGAAAAGCACUUAACUGAUACCACAGCCGGGUACAUUAAGUUUGGUACGGAUAAUUUUAUGCCUGUUUAUUACCCAGAAAAAAAAGUGGAUAACACUAAUACAUUUUAUUUGUUUUGGUGAAGUUUAGUCAGUAAGCAAAAUUAUGAAUCUGAAAAUUCUGGAAAAAAUUCAGAGGAAACAUGUACAUGUACUUCCUGGAUAGGUUUAAUUAUUUAAUUAAUUCUUAUCCAUGGCCAAAAGAUGUAUUUAUUUUUUUGAGAAAGCUGGUAAAUAAUAGUUUUUUGUAGAGCUUAAAAGUAUAAAUUUCAGUAUGUCUAGUUUUGUAAUCUUUGAUUAUGAAUCGUUAUUCUCACCGAUAAUGCCAACUACAUUGAAGCAAUGUCACUUCACAGAAACUGAUAAUUAAACUCUAAGCAAGAUGAAAAUUGAAAAUCCA
Patiria miniata (bat star) is the source of this 2556-nucleotide messenger RNA. Its product is annotated as serine/threonine-protein phosphatase CPPED1-like. The transcript is spliced from 5 exons. The record is from RefSeq and is a predicted model, not a curated record. Lineage: Eukaryota; Metazoa; Echinodermata; Asteroidea; Valvatida; Asterinidae. The coding region runs from base 26 to 1033 and encodes 335 amino acids. Gene Ontology annotation, molecular function: hydrolase activity.